ACGGGCCAGCUUUAUCCAGCAAAAGUUCAAGACCUACUUUUAAUAAAAUAAGAAAUUUUCAGAAAGAAACUUAUAAGAGUGAAUUCGAGAAAUUGAAUGUUUGAUUUUGAAAAUUUUAUAGCAGUCGGCUACGCUUCGAGAGAUGCGAAAAAUGAUUUAUAAUAAUUUGGGACUACUUCUUGUCGCGCACAGUCGCCAUUGCUAUUCUUCUGAUCACAGAAUCUUUGUGAACCUCGGUGACGCGUAGACUGCGUAUUGUCCCGUCAAAUUUCCAAAGUUCUUUGGAAAGUUUCAGUAUUUUGAUUGGCAUUACGGAUAAAAAUUCACAAUAAUGGCUUACAGAGACCGCGACCGCGGUGAUAGGCGCGGUGGAGGUAGCAGUCGUGGAGGUCGUUUUAGCAGUCGUGAUGGUGGUAGUAGAUUUAGUGGAGGAGCAAGUCGUGACAAUAGCAGUUUUGGUAGCUCCUUCAAGAACAAGCAGCCUGGUGAACGCCUGCGAAAACCAAGAUGGGACAUGAGUACAUUGCAACCAUUUAGAAAGGAUUUCUAUCAGCCACAUCCUAAUGUGUCAGGCCGCAGUCAACACACCGUCGAAGCAUACAAAUCCGACAAAGAAAUUACAGUAAAAGGAACAAAUAUUCCAGGACCCAAUGUCUUUUUCGAAGAAGGUGGCUUCCCUGACUAUGUCCUUAAUGAAAUCAGAAAACAAGGCUUUGGAGAACCUACGGCCAUCCAAGCACAAGGAUGGCCAAUUGCAUUAUCAGGAAGAGACAUGGUAGGGAUAGCACAAACAGGAUCUGGAAAAACUCUAGCCUAUAUCCUGCCAGCCAUUGUACAUAUAAAUAAUCAACCACGCCUAACAAGAGGUGAUGGACCGAUAGCUCUAAUUCUGGCUCCUACAAGAGAAUUAGCACAACAGAUCCAACAGGUAGCAUCUGACUUUGGAGUCUCAUCGCAAGUAAGGAACACAUGCAUCUUCGGUGGAGCUCCCAAAGGACCUCAAGCUCGAGACUUAGAACGUGGCGUAGAAAUAUGCAUCGCCACACCAGGUCGUCUAAUAGACUUUCUAGAGCGGGGCACGACAAAUCUACGUAGAUGCACAUAUCUAGUACUAGAUGAAGCUGAUAGAAUGCUCGAUAUGGGCUUUGAGCCUCAGAUUAGAAAGAUAGUCGAACAAAUCAGACCUGAUAGACAAACUCUCAUGUGGUCAGCAACAUGGCCGAAGGAAGUGCGAAACCUAGCUGAAGAAUUCUUAACGGACUACAUCCAGAUCAACGUUGGUUCUCUACAACUAGCAGCCAAUCACAACAUCUUGCAAAUCGUCGACGUCUGCGAGGAGUACGAGAAGGAGGGCAAGCUGAUGAAACUCCUGGAGGAAAUAUCAAACGAACCAGAGAAUAAAACAAUUAUCUUCGUUGAAACUAAAAGAAAAGUCGACGAUAUCACCCGCGCCAUCAAUCGAUACGGAUGGCAAGCGAUUGGAAUACAUGGUGAUAAAAGUCAGCAGGAAAGAGAUUACGUAUUAAAUCAAUUCCGGAACAGCAGAUCCUCCAUCCUCGUGGCUACUGACGUGGCUGCACGAGGUCUAGAUGUGGAGGACGUCAAAUUUGUCAUUAAUCUCGACUACCCGUCUAACUCCGAAGACUACGUUCAUCGCAUCGGUCGUACAGGACGUUCGCAGAGGACGGGUACAGCCUACGCCUUCUUUACGCCUGGCAAUUCCCACAAGGCCAAUGACCUGAUCCAGGUGCUCGAGGAAGCUAAGCAGGUCGUUAAUCCAAAGCUCUACGAGCUGUCUAGGAAUCCCGGCGUUUUCAAGAGAGGACGUUACGGUGGCCGCAGUGGCGGCGGAUCCAGAGGAUCCGGAAGUCGUGGAGGAGGAGGUUCCCGAGGAUCUCGUGGAGGUCGCGACGGGGAUAGAGGAGGAAGGUUUGACCGUGGUGGUGGCGAUCGUGGAAGUAGCAAGUGGGGCGGAAGCAAUGGUGGUAGUGCCAGUGGAGGUGGUUAUAAUAGUAAACCGUAUCAACAAAGCAGUUACAGUAGCGGAACUGGUACAAGCAGUACUGGAGGUUACGGACAAAAUGGCGGAGCAUAUAGUAGCGGUGGUGGUGGCGGUGGUGGUAGUGGUGGUGGCAGUAGCAGCAGUUAUAGACAACAAAAUGGUUAUUAACUAGCGCGGUUGUAACUAUUUCCUCUAUGUACAUUAAUACAAAAGAGAGUAGAAGGGAGAAGAGAAAAGUUUUUGGGAGAGAGAAUGGUCUGUAUGUGACAAAAAGAAAAAGAACAAAAAAAAACAGGAAAUUUAAGAAACAUUACGAUAGCGACUAACUUUUCCUUGGUUUUUUUUUUUUUUUUUCGAGAUACGAUACUCGACAGAAACGAAAUUUCGAUUUUAAAUUAGCGCGAAGCGCAAUUAAAAGUAGACAUUACCGAGAUCGGUAGUUUUUCUUUAUGAAGUAAAAAAAAGGCAUUCUUUGUCUUAUUCAUUUAUUCACUGAAAAAAUAUAUAUUUCCUUUUACUUAUGGAGUAAGAUACUAGGUAAAAGGUUAGAUCUAAAACUGCGCAAUACAUUGCAAUUUAAGUUUAAGCUGAACGGAGAAAAUUGAAUUAUGACAAUGUAGCAUUAAAAAAAAAAAAAAUAAAAAAUACAAAAAUCA
Molecule: messenger RNA, 2658 nt
Organism: Cephus cinctus (wheat stem sawfly)
Lineage: Eukaryota; Metazoa; Arthropoda; Insecta; Hymenoptera; Cephidae
Product: ATP-dependent RNA helicase dbp2
Exons: 7
Coding region: 332-2170 (612 amino acids)
Cellular component (GO): nucleus; ribonucleoprotein complex; cytoplasm
Molecular function (GO): RNA binding; RNA helicase activity; ATP binding
Source: RefSeq, a predicted model, not a curated record